Molecule: messenger RNA, 984 nt
Organism: Trypanosoma rangeli
Lineage: Eukaryota; Euglenozoa; Kinetoplastea; Trypanosomatida; Trypanosomatidae
Product: D-alanyl-glycyl endopeptidase-like protein
Exons: 1
Coding region: 1-984 (327 amino acids)
Cellular component (GO): cytoplasm
Molecular function (GO): ligase activity
Source: RefSeq, a predicted model, not a curated record
AUGCCCGUCUCCUCCCUUUACUCUGCGGAUGGCCAGGGUAACAAGCGGUGCUGGUUAAGCUUUUCUGCAGGGGCUUGGUGUUCCACAAUGUAUAGAAUUCGAAAGCAGGCACUGGGACUCUCCACCCCCGCAUUUCUCGUGUUUCCGCUGCUGAUGUUGCUGCUGCUUCUCCUCGGCUACGUCAUGCUCGGUGGUCGUUGGUGGCGUCACACGGCGGGAUCGGAAAAGAAUUCGGCGCAGCCCUCCUUUAAUCCAUUGGACCAUUGCGGCACGCCCUACGGCACCCUCCUUGGCUACGCGCAUGGCAUUCCCGCAUUCAGUAAUUGUCACCGGCUCUGGAAGACGCAUGUGUACGCCUUCGUCGCACUCAGCCAUCCCCACGACGUGCGGCAUGCGCCGUUUUCGUUAGGAACCCUGCACUCACGGGGGACCGGGACCUGCUGGGAUUCGGCGGAGUACAUCGUCCGCUUCUUCUACCUGAUCCGCGGCAUGAGCUUCAUCUACUCGACGCGUGACGUCGUCAGCCACUGGUCGACUCUCGAGUUCCAUGGGGGCAUAGCCACUGAUCGGUCGUACGAGGCUAUCAGGUUGCUAAACGCGGCGGAGGCCACGACGGUGAAGCUGCGCAAGCGGCUCGCCCCAAAGGUUGCGGAUAUUGUUGUGUGGGCUGCGCAGAGAGAGAAUGACCUUCCCGAGGGCCACCUCGCCGUUGUGGUGCAGGUGGAGCAUGACGUGGAGGCCGCAGGUGGUGAGGACAGUCUGCGUGAACUGCAGAAGGAGCGGCUGCAGCCCCAGCUGGUGUACAUUGCGGAGCAGAACUUUGACAACGUGCUGUGGGAUGGCAAAAACUACUCCCGCGUGCUGCGCUUCUACUGGAAAAACGGCAAGGAGGCGAUGCUGCACGACUCUUCAGGUCCUCAAGAGUUGGGGUUUGUUCGAAAGGGGCAAGCUUGUCGUAAGCCUCAAGGGCGAGGGUGCAGCUGA